Messenger RNA from Fusarium redolens, 1908 nucleotides. RefSeq lists its product as uncharacterized. The transcript has 7 exons. The record is from RefSeq and is a predicted model, not a curated record. Gene Ontology annotation, biological process: regulation of transcription by RNA polymerase II. Bases 1 to 1908 code for a protein of 635 amino acids. Lineage: Eukaryota; Fungi; Ascomycota; Sordariomycetes; Hypocreales; Nectriaceae. Gene Ontology annotation, molecular function: DNA-binding transcription factor activity, RNA polymerase II-specific; zinc ion binding.
AUGGCUGGUCCCGGUGGUGGUCCCCCUCGCCGCAGCCACACCAAGUCUCGCAAGGGCUGUGAUACCUGCAAGCGCCGCCAUAUCCGAUGCGAUGAAAACUUCCCCCAAUGCCGAAAUUGCACCAAGCACAAGAUUCGAUGCCCUUACAACGACGUGCAGGUUCCUGAUGCUGAGCGUUCUACAACGCCCGACAAGCCAGACCUGAUGUGGACGCCCCAGAUUGAAGCCGCCAUCGCUGAAUGGCAAACGACAGGCAUCUUCCCGCUCCCCAGCCUAGGAAUAUACCCUGCCCCCAUGCCACAUCUGUACUCAGUUGAAGAUCUCCGUCUGAUCUACCACGUUGCGACGCUCUACUACCAACUAGCUACCAUCGAUGCUAACAAUUUCACCCUUUGGACUCGCCAUAUUCCAACUCUUCUUCGAAUUGGUGCCACAACACCCUAUGUGAUGCACGCUCUGCUCGCUUUCUCUGCUAUGCAUAUUGCUUUCCUCACCGACUGCCCUCUAGUUGGCAGCAUGGCCUAUGAGCACCGCGGCAUUGCCCUCAAGGGCCUCCAGGAAGCCAUUGGGUCUUUCUCCCGAGAGACAUCGGAUGCCAUUCUCGCUGCCUCCCUCGUUCUCUCCUGGCAAGCCACUGACUGGCGCAGCUGGACCCAGCUGAUGCAAGGCACUUCGUCGGUUAUCGAUGCCAUGGAUCCCUGGAAGCAUGAGUCCCAGUUCGGAGAUUUCAUUGCUGAGAGCAGCACGUUCCCAACCGCCCCGCCAUCUCCCGGAAAGGAUCAUCGCCCAAGCCAGCCUCGCCCUGAGGAUCUGGAGGCCUACCAGCGCACGCUCGAGCAAAUUCAGAAAGUCGAGGCACACCUCAAGUACCACAAGGAAGAUACUACACAGAUUCAGCACCUCAUUGGCUUCCUCCGAGGCUCCCGCAAGAUAAGCCCUACACUUUCCAUUGCUCAGCAAUUUGAGCGUCUUCAACCUCUCCGCAAAUGGCUCUUCUGGAUGCCCGUGGGCUACCUGCAGAACUAUCAUGGCUCUCCCAACUCGCUGGUCAUCAUUGCUUAUCUGUAUACGGUGGCUCUCCUUAUGGAACGGCUCUUCCCAGAGAUUGGCGCCGCCUACUUUGGCAGUCUGUCUAUUUCUCCCGUUGAAGAGAUUGCUCGGCGACUCAUGUCGAUCAAUGUCUCUGGUGUCGGAAGCGAGAUGCAAACUCCCUUGACCCUUAUGGAGUUCCCCAUCGACACAGUCAGCCAGUUUCGGUCGCGUAUGGGAUGGAUGCACCCCGAAAGAACUCCCUCUUUUCCUCAGUUUAAUCCUCGCAAUUUCACUAUCCAGGAGGAGGUUCCUACCCACGAGUCGUAUCUGUACGGAAAUCCUGCUUUCAGCUACAGCACCGAGGAAAUGCCCAUGCUCAACGCAUCUGGACCGCCUUCUGCAGUGAGCCCCCUGGUCUUGUCUCCAUAUCCAAGCCAGCAGUACCUCAAUGUACCCUCACCAGCGUAUAAUGGAGCUUACAGCCCAGCAUCCUCGACUUUCGAGGGCUCUGUCGCAUACAGCGAUACCGAGGAGUAUGGAUCAUGGGACAUGAACACUCUACAAGGCGGGCCAUCCUCAUCAAUUCAGGACUCCCCUCAAAACUAUGGCGUCGGGAUGAACACGACACCUACAUACCCGCCUCCAGAGGACCCGAGUCUAUACAUGACUUCCAUGACGAGCACCCAAUCUCCGUAUAUCAAAUCAGAGCAAUUCGGCAUGCUUCCUCUCCCCGAAUCUCCCGUCUCGUCGAACGCACCGCUCCCACGACAUCGCCAUACCUCGUCCAUGUCCUCUGCCCCGCACCCACCUUCUCCUCUGGCACGACCUCCUGUGAUGCACCAAUAUGAUGACAAUACCCGACGUCGAGCCACCUGA